Molecule: messenger RNA, 1744 nt
Organism: Hippopotamus amphibius kiboko
Lineage: Eukaryota; Metazoa; Chordata; Mammalia; Artiodactyla; Hippopotamidae
Gene: TREH
Product: trehalase
Exons: 14
Biological process (GO): trehalose catabolic process
Molecular function (GO): alpha,alpha-trehalase activity
Source: RefSeq, a predicted model, not a curated record
AUGCAGGGGAGGACCUGGGCGCUGCGCCUGCUGCUCCUGCUAGGGCUAGGCCUGGGCUCCCAGGAGGCCCUACCCCCACCCUGUGAAAGCCAGAUUUACUGCCACGGGCAGCUCCUGCACCAAGUUCAGAUGGCCAAGCUCUACCAGGAUGAUAAGCAGUUUGUGGACAUGCCUGCUGCCUGUUACCCAGACCAAGUACUGCAGCACUUCAACGAGCUGGCCCAGGCCCACAACCUCAGCAUCCCCCAGCAGCAGCUCAGGGUGUUCGUCCAAGAGCACUUCCAGGCUGUGGGGCAGGAGCUAGAGCCCUGGACCCCCAAGGACUGGAAGGACAGCCCCCAGUUUCUGCAUAAGAUCUUGGACCCCAAGCUGCGAGCCUGGGCAGGGCAGCUGCACCAGCUCUGGAAGAAGCUGGGGAAAAAGGUGAAGCCGGACGUCCUCAGCCACCCCGAGCAGUUCUCUCUGAUCUACUCAACACACCCCUUCAUUGUGCCCGGUGGGCGCUUUGUUGAGUUCUACUACUGGUGCGCAGCCGGGGCCUACGGGACAGGGUGUAGAGGGGUGAUGGAGGGUCUGCUCCUCUCUGAGAUGCCUGAGAAGGUGAAGGGCAUGCCGCAGAACCGCAUUCCUACAGAACCCCUCCCCGAGCUGCCCCGGCAACUUGGGGCCUGGCUCCACCCCAGGGACAACAUUCACACUCUGGCCUUGGAGCUGGGCUUCUGGACUAAGAACAGGAGCAUCUCUGUGAGCUCUGGGGGGAAGAGCUACUUCCUGAAUCGCUAUUACGUCCCUUUUGGGGGACCCAGGCCCGCGUCUUACAGCAAAGAUGUAGAGCUGGCAGCCACCUUGCCAGAAGGGGACCAGGAGGCUCUGUGGGCCAAGCUCAAGGCUGGGGCCGAGUCUGGCUGGGAGUUCUCCUCACGCUGGCUCAUGGGAGGCCCGAACCCCGAUGCACUCAGCAGCAUCCGAACCAGCAGACUGGUGCCAGUUGACCUCAAUGCCUUCCUGUGCCAGGUGGAGGAGCUGAUGAGCAACUUCUACUCUCAACUGGGGAAUGACUCUGAAGCCAUGAAGUACAGAAAUUUGCGAGCACAGUGCGUGGCUGCCCUGAAGGACAUCCUGUGGGAUGAGGAGAAAGGUGCCUGGUUUGACUAUGACCUUGAAAACAAAAAGAAGAACCUCGAGUUUUACCCAUCCAAUCUCGCUCCUCUCUGGGCCCGCUGCUUCUCUGACCCGGGCAAUGUGAACAAGGCUUUGAAAUACCUGGAGGACAGCCGGAUCCUGACCUACCAGUAUGGAAUCCCCACCUCUCUCUGGAAGACAGGCCAGCAGUGGGACUUCCCCAAUGCCUGGGUCCCCCUGCAGGACCUGGUCAUCAGAGGUCUGGCCAAGUCUCCUUCAGCCAGAGCCCAGGAAGUGGCUUUCCAGCUGGCCCAGAGCUAGAUCCGAACCAACUCUGACGUCUACUCCAAAAAGUCAGCCAUGUAUGAGAAGUAUGACAUCAGCAAUGGUGGACAGCCAGGUGGUGGAGGGGAGUACGAAGUUCAGGAGGGGUUUGGCUGGACCAAUGGUGUGGUCCUGAUGCUCCUGGACCGCUAUGGUGACCGGCUGAGCUCGGGGACCCAGACAGCUUUCCUGGAGCCCCACUGCCUCGCAGCUGCCUUUCUGCUUAGCCUCCUGCCUCAGUGACGGGCCUUCACGUCCUCAUCUGGCUCCAGCUCCUGCCAAUUGAACUUCCACAUGA